AUGGCUGUCUACAAGGUGAAGGUGGCAACUGGUGACGUCCUCGAAGCGAGGACCACCAACUGCAUCUCCAUCACCUUGGUGGGCACCCGUGGUGAGAGCCGGAAGACAACCGUCAGCUGCUUGCUCCUGCCAGGGACAGUGAAGGAGUUGACCGUGUCCACCCAGCAGGACUUGGGUCCCGUUAUCCUCAUCCGCCUGCACAAGUCACGGCUUUUCUUGGAGGAUGCCUGGUUCUGCAAGGACGUCCAUGUGACGGCCCACGACGGCACCCUCUACCGCUUCCCCUGCUACCAGUGGCUGGAUGGGAACACCACGGUGGAGUUCCGGGAGGGCACAGCAAAGAAGCUGGCAGAUGAUACGCUGGAGAUCCUCAAGGAGCAACGUCGGCGGGAGCUGAAGGCACGGCAGGAGGCUUUUGAGUGGAAGACAUACGCUGAGGGCUGGCCCCGUUGCCUCAACGUGGACUCCAUCUUUGCACUGGACUCCAACGUUCAAUUCUCCUGUGUAAGGGCCACCGACUUCACUGGUGUCCUCAUCUUCCAAGGGGCCAGCCAGCUUCUGUCAGGGUUCCUGCUCAGAACCAGCUCCUGGAGUAGCCUGGAUGAGAUGCGCACCAUCUUCUCUCUGUCUUCCCCACCAGUACCUGAAUACGUGGCCAAGCACUGGAAAGAAGAUGACUUCUUCGGUUACCAGUUCCUCAAUGGCAACAACCCCAUCGUUAUCCGACAAUGCACGGAGCUGCCGGACAAAUUCCCCGUGACAACAGACAUGUCUUUGGGUGUUGGCACCAACCUGGACAACGAGAUGCGAGAGGGUCGGAUCUUCAUCGUGGACUAUGAGGUGCUGGAUGACAUUCCAGCAGGAACCAUCCACGGGCGCCAGCAGUACAUAGCGGCCCCAAUCUGCCUGCUGCACCAGGGCACUGAUGGGCUCCUGCGCCCCAUCGCCAUCCAGCUCAGCCAAACGCCAGGGCCCAGCAGCCCCAUCUUCUUACCGAGCGAUGCCGAGUGGGACUGGCUGCUGGCCAAGACCUGGGUGCGCAACGCUGACUUCUACAGCCACCAGCUCCUCACGCACCUCUUGAGGACCCACCUCUUCGGGGAGAUCUUUGCUGUUGCCACCCUACGCCAACUGCCCAGCUGUCACCCCAUCUUCAAGCUCCUCUUACCCCACUACCGCUACACAUUGCACAUCAACACGUUGGCCCGGACUGUCCUCAUCAACCCUGGUGGCGUCAUUGACAAGGGUUCAGGGGCAAGCUACGAGGGGCUGCAGCUGAUCGUCCAGCGGGGCCUAGAGAAGGUCACCUACACCUCGCUGUGCCUCCCUGAUGACAUCGAGGACCGUGGCAUGGCCUACAUCCCCAACUACCACUACCGGGACGAUGGGUUCAGCCUCUGGCAAGCCGUCGAUAGCUUUGUCUCUGGUAUUGUGGAUUUCUACUACGCGGACGAUGCCGCCGUGAGAGAGGACACUGAGCUGCAGGCAUGGGUGAUGGACAUCUUCACCAACGGCUUCUUGGGCAAGGCCUCCUCAGGUAUACCCUCCUCACUGCGGAGAGUGGCAGAGCUCAAGAAGUUCGUCACCAUGGUGAUGUUCACCUGCUCGGUGCAGCACGCAUCUGUCAACAACGGGCAGUAUGACCUGGGUGCUUUCGUCGCGAAUGCCCCGUCCUCCAUGCGUCACUCGCCCCCAAGAGAGAAGGGCAAGGGCUCCCUCCAGGAUUUCCUUGACACCGUCCCUGAGAUAGACACCACGGCCAACAUCGUGGUGGUGAUCACCCUCCUCAGCUCCCGCCUCAAGGACGUGAGGUUCCUGGGACACUACCCAGAGGACAGGUUCACGGAGCAGCACCCCCGGCAGCUCAUGAGGGACUUCAGAAAGCGACUGGACGAGAUCCGGGAGGGCAUCGAGGAGAGGAACCACCG
Molecule: messenger RNA, 1928 nt
Organism: Apaloderma vittatum (bar-tailed trogon)
Lineage: Eukaryota; Metazoa; Chordata; Aves; Trogoniformes; Trogonidae
Product: hydroperoxide isomerase ALOXE3-like
Exons: 13
Biological process (GO): lipid oxidation; linoleic acid metabolic process
Molecular function (GO): oxidoreductase activity, acting on single donors with incorporation of molecular oxygen, incorporation of two atoms of oxygen; protein binding; iron ion binding
Source: RefSeq, a predicted model, not a curated record